Amblyraja radiata (thorny skate) is the source of this 4994-nucleotide messenger RNA. It is a transcript of the gene megf11, whose product is annotated as multiple EGF-like-domains 11. Gene Ontology annotation, biological process: apoptotic cell clearance. The transcript is spliced from 25 exons. The record is from RefSeq and is a predicted model, not a curated record. NCBI's taxonomy places the organism in Eukaryota, Metazoa, Chordata, Chondrichthyes, Rajiformes, Rajidae. Gene Ontology annotation, molecular function: Notch binding. Bases 1342 to 4680 code for a protein of 1112 amino acids.
CGCACUGCGGGGCAAGCGGUGCAGUCUAAAACGAAGAUCCUUUUGGAUCUUUGGUCUAAAAGGAACAACAACAAAAAACAAUGGGGUGGAGAGACAUGGAGAGGCGAGGUUUCGGAUCAACACUUUUCAUCUGCACUGAAGGCGGGGAGAUAGCCAGUACAAGAAGGAGGGGGGAGGCAAGGGCUGUCAAGUGACAGGUGGACCCAGGUGAGGAGGGGUUGAUAGGCAAAUCGGUCAGGUUAGGAGAUGGAGGCGUUGAGAUAAUAAUCAAGGCUGAAGGAGAUAGGUGGAGGCCACAAAGGACUGUUGAUGAUGGAAUCCGAUAAGAAAUUUUCUCCACGGCAUCUUCCCGUUAGAAAUAUCAGUCGGGUAAAGGAGAGCGAACCAAACUUCCCUUUCUCUACAUUUCAGAAUUUGGGAUUGAAGGAAAUCGCAAGCGGAAGACAAUUCGUCAGCUUGAGCUCACUGCUAGUAGAAUAUACUGGGGUCGCUCGACUGCUAGUGUGCAGAGAUUUCUAAAAUAAUUUUGCAUUUUUGUUAUUUGGCAGAUCUGUUUUUAUAUUGAAAUGCCGGCGCAUCGAUCAUUUUCGCGUGGGGAAAGAAGAAAGGGUUAAUGUUUCGAUUGACCCAGAAGAUGGAUCAUGGCUCCAGUUUUAACCUUUCUUUGUGGAGGAAUGAUGGACGAUUCUCAGUGCAUGUUUUAUUUGAGCUGAUUUUUUUUUUUGACGGGUGGGGGCGCUGGCUACCCAGAAUCGCGCAGAGUCCUAAAGCAAAUACAUUAAGAUGUAACUUUAUUUUCUUCUGGAAAGUAAUCGUUACACAAAAAUCUGAACGCAACCAAUCUCCAACAGUUGUGGCUCAAUGUUCAGGAGAGUGAAAGCGAAUUUGGGGGAAGUAGAGUUCCGCAGGGACAGAAUUUGGGGAGUUUGGAAGUCUGCCCGAGAAUUUACUAAACACUGAAUGAAAGCCACGCCGUCUCCGUGGUAUGUUGCUCAUAUAUCUUGUCCAAAGCUUCAGUACGCAGUGCACUUUUCGGAAACCUAUAAAAAGUAUAUACAAUUUUCCAUUCAUCCAACCAGAGACAGGCUAGAUGGGCAAGUAACAAGCACCAAUAGGAAUUCUCUGUGACCAGUUCAAUGAAAAAUAAUUCCCUGAGGCGUUUGCAGUACAGUGUAAGGGACUACAUGCUGAAUGUAUAAGUGCAUCAAUGCAAUGGCCACGGUAUAGCGUCCAGGGACUGACAUACAUCCUGGACAAGCUACCGUGUUCAUAUCAGGAUCGUCUUCUGAUUCCAUCCAGUUUAGAACCGUGAUGAGGACGUGAAGUGGAACAUUUGGGAGAAUGGUUUGUGCUGCCUCGCGUUGGUGCCAAUGGGCGUUGUUAAUUUGUUACCUUGAAAGAGUGGUAUUGUGUCUAAAUCCCGAUGAUCCUAAUGUGUGCAGCCACUGGGAAAGUUAUGCUGUCACAGUUCAGGAAUCAUAUGCCCAUCCAUUUGACCAGGUCUACUAUACUAGAUGCAUGGAUAUUCUUAAUUGGUUUAAAUGCACCAGACACAGAAUAAGCUACAAAACAGCUUAUCGUAGAGGUCUAAGAACAAUGUAUAGAAGGAGAUCACAAUGCUGCCCUGGAUAUUAUGAAAGUGAAGAUUUAUGUGUCCCAUUGUGCACAGAAGAAUGCAUGCAUGGAAAGUGUGUUUCCCCAGACACCUGUCAGUGUGAACCUGGCUGGGGAGGAACAGACUGCUCGAGUGGCUGUGACAGUGAACACUGGGGACCACACUGCAGUAACCGCUGCCAAUGUCAGAAUAAAGCCUUGUGUAAUCCCAUCACUGGAGCUUGUGUCUGUGCUGAUGGAUAUGAGGGAUGGCGCUGUGAAGAGCCCUGUGACCAAGGAACGUAUGGCAAAGGAUGUCAGUAUAACUGUCAAUGCCAAAAUACAGCUACUUGUGAUCAUGAAACUGGAGAAUGCCACUGUCCACCUGGUUACACGGGGGCCUUCUGUGAAGAACGAUGCCCGCCUGGCAGCCAUGGAGCUCAGUGUGAGUCACGGUGCCCGUGUCAGAAUGGUGGGAAAUGUCACCACAUUACUGGAGAGUGCUCCUGUCCAGCUGGAUGGAUGGGGUCAGUAUGUGCACAACCUUGUCCUUUUGGUAAAUUUGGGAUCAAUUGUACCCAGGAGUGCCCUUGCCAUAAUGGAGGGCAUUGUGACCAUGUGACGGGCAAAUGCCAUUGUAUAGCUGGAUAUGCAGGUGACAGGUGUCAGGAGGAGUGUCCUAUCGGCAGUUACGGCUUGCAGUGUGCCCAAAGGUGUGAGUGCCAGAAUGGAGCUGAAUGUUAUCAUGUUAAUGGAGCAUGUCUUUGCAAGCCAGGAUUUACUGGUGAUCGUUGCCAAGACAGAAUGUGUCCAGAUGGGCUGUAUGGACUAAAGUGCAAUAAACAGUGUCCUUGCAAUGGCAAACAUACCCAAAGCUGCCAUCCAUUGUCUGGUGAAUGUUCCUGCAGAGCAGGCUGGACUGGGCAGGACUGCAAUGAGAUGUGUCCCCCUGGCUUUCAUGGAGAGGGCUGCCAGCAAAUCUGUGUCUGUCAGAAUGGAGCUAAUUGUGAUGGUGUCACUGGCAAAUGUGCCUGUGCUCCAGGAUAUAAGGGGGAAGAUUGCUCCUCUUCGUGCCCUCCUGGUAAAUUUGGGUCCAACUGUUCAUCCACUUGUGACUGCAAGCAUGGUGCAACUUGUUCUCCUAUUGAUGGUACCUGUAUUUGUAAAGAAGGAUGGCAGGGAGUGGACUGCUCCAUUCCUUGUUCCAGUGGUAUAUGGGGACUUAAGUGCAAUAAUAGCUGCCACUGUGCCAAUGGAGCAGAUUGUAAUCCAGAAAAUGGCUCGUGCACAUGUUCUUCAGGCUGGAGUGGCAAACAUUGCAACCAGCCAUGCCCAGAUGGAACCUACGGUUUAGACUGCAGUGAACAUUGUGACUGCUGUCAUGCAGAUGGUUGUGAUCCAGUCACUGGAUUCUGUCACUGUGUGUCAGGCUGGACUGGGAUUCGCUGUGAUAAUAUAUGUGUGCAGGGACGUUGGGGUUCAAAUUGCUCCAAUUCCUGUAACUGUGACAAUGGGGGUACGUGCUCACCCGAGGAUGGAACUUGUGAGUGUGCGCCUGGAUAUCGAGGAGCUACAUGCCAGAGGAUCUGUUCUCCUGGAUUUUAUGGCCAUCAUUGCAACCAAGCUUGUCCCCAGUGUGUGCACAGUAACGGACCUUGUCAUCACGUCACAGGCCACUGUGAGUGCUUAUCGGGCUUUACGGGUCCCCUCUGCGACCAAGUCUGCGCAAGUGGAAGGUUUGGCAAGAGCUGCUCUGGCACUUGCUUCUGCUCAAACAAUGGCACUUGCAACCCUAUUGAUGGUUCCUGUCAGUGCUACCCAGGCUGGAUUGGAAGAGAUUGUGCUCAGACUUGCCAAUCAAGCUACUGGGGGCCCAACUGCAUCCACACAUGUAAUUGCCAUAACGGAGCAGUGUGCAAUGCUUAUGAUGGAGAGUGUCGAUGUACACAGGGCUGGACUGGCAUGUAUUGCACGCAGAGAUGUCCAGUGGGAUUUUUUGGAAAAGAUUGCAUCCAACUCUGCAAGUGCCAGAAUGGAGCAGAUUGUGAUCACGAGACAGGAGGAUGCAAGUGUCGAACAGGAUUCUUCGGGGAAUAUUGUGAACAGAAAUGUCCUCCUGGUACAUUUGGCUAUAACUGUCAACAAUUGUGCAAGUGUUUGAAUAAUGCCACCUGUGAUCACGUGACUGGGACUUGCUAUUGCACACCUGGAUUCAAAGGCAUCCGCUGUGACCAAGCUGCCCUGUUAAUGGAUGAACUGAACCCCUAUACAAGAAUCAGUCCAGCUCUAGCAUCAGACAGACACUCUUUUGGAGCCAUUACUGGGAUCAUUCUUCUUCUCCUGAUUAUAGUAAUGCUGCUGACUCUCUUCAUAUGGUACAAAUGGAAGCAAAAGGAGAAAGGGCAUGGCAUGCCCAGUGUAUCCUACACACCUGCCAUGCGGAUGACUAAUCAAGAUUAUUCCCUCUCUGAUCCAUCUCAGAGUACCAGCACCCUUCACUGUUUCACCAACCCUAGUUACCACACACUCUCCCAAUGUGGCCGACUCACUCGUAUUAUCAAUAACUCAGAUGGAAGCUGUCACAUUAAGACAAAAAAACAGCUUUUCUCAAGUCUCAAGAGUGUAGAGCUUUCUGGGCAUGAAGGCUGUAGACAAGAUGUCAACAACUCAUUGCAUCCUGAAUGGCGAAACUACAGUAACUUGAAUGAUUUAGACUAUGUGAAGGGUUCGGUCUGCAGUUCCAGCACAUGUUCACUAAACAGCAGUGAAAACCCUUACGCCACCAUUAAAGACCCACCAGUGCUGACCUGCAAACAUUCUGAGAGCAGUUACGUAGAGAUGAAGUCCCCUGCCCAUAGAGACCUUCCCUACCCAGAGACCGAAACCACCAAAAACAGAAACAUCUACGAAGUCGAGCCAACUAUAAGCGUGGUCCAAGGUGGGCAGGCAUUUGCCCCAAGCUGCAACCAGAACCCGUAUGACCUGCCGAAGAACAGCCACAUCCCAAGUCACUAUGACCUGCUCCCAGUGAGGCUUAGCCCAGUACACAUCCCUGGGGACAAACCACACCAGCCGAUUAAAGAAUGAUCCACACAUCAGUCUGUUGCUCACGAGAAAUGGCAGAGAAGACAAUCUUUUUGCCCUAAAAUAUGCUGAAACUCAAAGAUAACUUGAAAAUAAACUUUGAUCCUGAACCUAAUGUGGACAUUGCAUACUGGCAACCUGUCAGCCUCAUGGGAUUUUCUGUAUGGUAAUUAAGACAAAAUAUUUAAUUUAAUCAAAUGAGAAGGUGUAAGUCCAGACUCAGAAAUUAACUUUUUCUGAAAUAAAAGUUUGCCGGCACCACCAAGCUCAGCUACAGUGCCCUCCAUAAAGUUUGGGACAAAGACUCAUCAUUUAUU